This is a messenger RNA of Entrophospora sp. SA101, 321 nucleotides long. The record is from the annotation of a GenBank genome assembly. NCBI's taxonomy places the organism in Eukaryota, Fungi, Glomeromycota, Glomeromycetes, Entrophosporales, Entrophosporaceae.
AUGUCUACAUUAAAAAACAACAAUAUCUACAAUAAUAAUGAUGAAUUAAAAAAAGAUGGGGAAAUAAUACCUUUUCAAAGUCAAAUAUAUAUUGGUAAUAGACGUUAUAAAGAACAAUCUUCACCGCCUUUUAAUAAAAGAGUUCGUGGUUUAUCCACAUCGAAUGGAAUGUAUUAUGAUUCAGGAAGAACAAGAGAUGAUCAAUAUUCUUAUUAUCAUAGAAAUGACUACCAUCCUGUUCCUCCCCCUUAUAUAGAUCAUCAUAUUCCAUAUGGAAGAGGAUUAUUAAAUAAUAAUAAUGGUUUUUUUGUUGAUCAUUAA